Messenger RNA from Cuscuta campestris, 2184 nucleotides. The record is from the annotation of a GenBank genome assembly. NCBI's taxonomy places the organism in Eukaryota, Viridiplantae, Streptophyta, Magnoliopsida, Solanales, Convolvulaceae.
AUGCAAAACUCAUACUUCCAGCAACGCUACAUGCAAAAGUUAGGAUCGUAAAUAAAAUUUUCAUUAGGUUUAAUUACAAGAAAAGCAUCUGUAAAACUCUUAUUAUUGCAUUUGAAAAGAGGGAACAGAUGAUUGGGUUAGAGAACUCUAAUAGUGAUAAGUCUAGAAUGUUAAUUGAAAAAUUGGAGAGUUGUGGAUCUGGAAUUAAAAAUAAGGGUGUAGUUCUGACUUCUAUGUUCUUGCUUAUUAUCAAUUAUAUUUUAAUUGUUUGUUGGGUUGUAUUUAUAAAUUAAUAAAAAAUUGAUUUUUCGAGAAGAACUGUAUAUGUGAUUGUAUACAUAUUCUCUUUUUUCUUAAGUACAUAUAUUUUCUAUAAUAGCUAAAUUUGGACUUGAACCCGAACUACCAAGUGUAGAUAUCUGUUUUUUUCCUCUAAAAAAGAGACGUUGUGUAAUGAAUGAUUGGACUUUAAUCUAAAUCUGCAUUUUAGUAGGAAAUUACUUCAUCAUCCUCUCACGGGGUUGUUUUGAUUUCUAGCCUAAAAUUCCAGCCAAGCCCAUAACACUAAGGGGCUGUUUAGCAACUUCUGAAUAGGUAAGUGCUGAACCAGUAAGGCUGAGGUCUGAACCAUUAAGUGCUGAACCAGUAAGAGGUCUGAACUAUUAAGAGCUACUACAUUGCUUAACUAUUCAGAAGCAAAUGUCUGAUCAAUUCAGAUAAGAGGUCUUAACCAUUCCGAGACAAAUGUCUGAGCCAUUCAGACAUCUGAACCAUUAAGAGGCUGAAACAAACAGUCUGAACCAUUAAGUGCUGAACCAUUCAGACAUCUGAACCAUUAAGAGGCUGAAACAAACAGCCCCUAAGCGAACUAAGAGAAUGAUAAAAUGCAACAAAUGUUUUGUAUUUAUAUUGUUGCCUUCAAAAAGUAGAUGGUUCUGGAAUUAAGAGAUGUCCUUCAAAAAGGCGAUGAAGACUUUGUCCAAUUCCCUUUUAAAGGCGAUAGAGACUUUGUCCAAUUCUCUUUUAAAGGUGAUAGAGGCUUUGCCUUUCUUCAUUUCCUGACAGUCUUUUAGCAUUGUAUACAACUUUAAAUGUAAGAAAAGCUAAUAUAACUCAGUAUUAGUUAGUGCUUCAGUACACACUUGCAAUGAACUAAAAGAAAUAAGGGAAAGAAGUACAUAAUAUGAUCAUUAUGUUCCAAUAUGUUGUCAUAAACAGAAAAUAAAUGUAGCAAAACCUGUUGAGUGAGAUAGUGAUCUGCAUGCUUGACCAUUAAAAACUGCUCCACAAGUUCGGUAACUGAUUCAUCAGAGAUUUAUUGGCACAUUUCUAACAAGCACCUGAAUAUAUUUGUGUAUAGUUGAUGUUUGUUUUACAUUUCUGUUAGGGCGUAGGACAAUGUAGAGGGACCAUCUUCGGAGCUUAUUAUUAGUGUUAGUCUUUAUCUUCUCCUCCUUCUGUCCUGAAUCAAUCGUUUCACUUUCUUUUAUAGUGUGUCCUAAAAUAAUUGUCACACUUCCUUUCUUAAUAUAUUAAAGAUUAUAUGGCCCACAAUCUUUCUUUUUCUUCUAGACACAUUUCAACAACCCACUUUUUACCUUUCAUUACUUUUUUAAAUUCCAUGAAGAAUUAGAUGCUGCUAAACAAAGGGAUAUCUUUGCCAUUGCUGAUGUAUAUCAUCUAUCCACCAACAGUGAAGAGUAGCCCAGAGCCCCAGAUGCACCUAAGCUUGCAAGGGAGAAAUUGGAGAAGAUGGGGCCAGUGUCAAAGAAUGAGACCAUUAUGGCUGGAACCCUGCUACUCACGAGUGUGCCGGGUGGAGACAUACAACCGGAUGUCUUUAACAGACUAUCAUAUCUUUCAAAAGUUGUGGUCAGGCGUGCACACUUCAAUGAGUUCGUUCCUUCCUAUAAUGUUAUUGACAUUUGUUUCGACGAGAAAACCAUCUCGCAAUUCAAGGAAACCAAUUCGACAUUUUUCUUGGUCCAGAUUAAAACUUCCUUUUGCUCCUGACAUGUCGAGGGCUAGGAAUUCUAUUGAGAUGGUGUUCAUGGAUGAACAUGUUACAAGAGACCAUUUCCUCACAUCAAGUGAGUUUGGCUUUUUAUGUUUGGAAGAAUGGGCAGCAAGAUGUUAGAGUGCGACUGAAUGAGGUUACCUCUUAACUAAAUUGCUUCUAUUCCG